UACUGACUGCUGUACCCAAUCAACACUUUCUGUCAUUUCAGUCAGUCACUUUCUGUCUCUUAAAUAUCAACACGUCUGGGCUUGACUGAUUCGACAGCACAGCUAUGUGCAGCUGUGUGCGGAGCUCCAGGGCUCUGUCCCCUGUGCUGCUCCCCAGGCUCCUGCUUCCUCACACGGGGUUCAGACUGGCCGGCAGGGGACUCUGGACUUCCCCUCACUGUAUGGCUGUCAGUGGAGACUCCCAGCUACUCCCACUGCCCAGCCAGGCCCGUGUGGUGAUCUGUGGAGGAGGUAUUGUGGGAACAUCAGUAGCCUUCCACCUGGCCAAACUGGGCUGGACUGAUAUAGUGCUGCUGGAGCAGGGCAGACUUGGUGCAGGGACAACCAGACUGUGUGCUGGCAUUGUCAGCGUGGCCAAGCCUAUUUCCAUUGAGUGUCAAAUGGCAAACUACUCCAAUGGGCUUUACCAGCAGCUGGAGGAGGAGACUGGGGUCAAAACAGGUUAUGUGAAGACCGGGUCUUUGUGUCUGGCCCAAAAUCAGGAUCGCUUCCUCUCUCUGAAGCGCCUGGCAUCCCGACUAAAGGUAAUGGGGAUCAGCUGUAGCAUCAUUAAGCCUAAAGAGGUGGCCAAACUCCACCCUCUAGUUAACAUUCAUGACCUGGUGGGGGCGCUCCACCUCCCUGGAGAUGCUGUGGUGUCUCCACCUGAUGUUAACCACGCCCUGGCUGUGGCCGCUGCUGGACAAGGUGUUCAGAUCCUGGAUCGAACCACUGUCCAGCAGGUUCUGGUAGAGAAGGGCCAAGUGAUGGCAGUGGAGACUGAUCGUGGCUCCAUUGAGUGUGAAUAUUUUGUCAACUGUGCUGGACAGUGGGCUUACGAGUUGGGCCAGGCUAGUGAGAUGAAGGUGUCAGUUCCUCUUCAUGGCUGUGAACACUUCUACCUCCUCACCAAACCUCUGCAGCAGCCACUUCCGCCCAGCACACCAGUGGUAAUCGAUAUGGAUGGCAGGAUAUAUGCACGGCCAUGGCAGGGAGGCCUUCUGUCAGGGGGCUUUGAGAAGAACCCCAAACCCAUCUUCACUGAGGGGCGCAACCAGCUGGAGAUCCAGAACAUGCAGGAGGACUGGGACCACUUCGAGCCCAUGCUCAGUGCCUUGCUGAGGAGAAUGCCCGGUCUUGAAUCAGCUGAGAUCCAUCAGCUUGUCAACUGUCCUGAGUCCUUCACCCCUGAUAUGCGCUGCUUGAUGGGGGAGACACCAGGUGUCUCUGGCUACUAUGUGCUGGCAGGGAUGAACUCCUCUGGCCUGGCCUUCGCUGGAGGAGCUGGCAAGUACCUGGCAGAGUGGAUGACCUAUGGCUACCCCACUGCCAAUGUCUGGCCACUAGACAUCAAACGCUUCGGCAACCUGCAGAGCAGCCGAACCUUCCUGCGUCACAGAGUAAUGGAGGUCAUGCCCCUGCUGUACGAACUAAAGGUUCCUCGAUGGGACUUUCAGACCGGGCGUCAGCUGCGCACCAGCCCUCUGUACGACCGUCUGGACACCCAGGGAGCUCGCUGGAUGGAGAAACAUGGUUUUGAAAGGCCCAAAUAUUUUGUUCCUCCAGGAAAAGAUCUGCUGUCUCUGGACCAGAGUAAGACCUUCUACAAGCCGGACUGGUUUGACAUUGUUGGAGCAGAAGUGAAGUGCUGCAAAGAGGCCGUCUGUGUCAUCGACAUGUCCUCUUUCACAAAGUUUGAACUGACUUCAUCAGGGGACCAGGCCCUGGACCUGCUGCAACAUCUGUGUGCCAAUGACCUGGAUGUUCCCGUUGGACAUAUUGUUCACACCGGCAUGCUGAAUGAGAGGGGAGGCUAUGAGAACGACUGUAGCGUGGUCCGCCUCAGCAAGAACAGCUUCUUCAUCAUCUCUCCGACAGACCAGCAGGUCCACUGUUGGUCCUGGAUAAAGAAACACAUGCCCAGUGACCCACACCUCCACCUAGAGGAUGUCAGCUGGAAGUACACUGCUUUAAAUCUGAUUGGACCCCGUGCAAUGGAUGUCCUGGCUGAGCUAUCUUAUGUUUCUAUGACACCUGAUCACUUCCCCUCCAUGUUCUGUAAGGAGAUGAGUGUUGGCUAUGCCAACGGGAUCAGAGUGAUGAGUAUGACUCACACUGGGGAACCAGGUUUCAUGCUCUACAUACCGAUAGAGUAUGCACUGCAUGUGUACAACGAGGUGAUGUCUGUGGGUCAGAAGUACGGGAUUCGUAAUGCAGGGUACUACGCGCUGCGCAGCCUACGCAUCGAGAAAUUCUUUGCCUUCUGGGGUCAGGACCUCGACGCCUUCACCACCCCGCUGGAGUGUGGACGAGAGUUCAGGGUGAAGUUUGACAAGGACACAGAUUUCCUCGGUCGGGAGGCCUUGUUGCAGCAGCGUCAGGACGGUGCGACUCGGCGAUUCGUCAUGCUGGUUCUAGAGGACCACGACACUGAGCUGGACCUGUGGCCCUGGUGGGGCGAGCCCAUCUACCGUAACGGUCAGUUAGCUGGAACGACCACCAGCAGCGCCUACAGCUACACUCUGGAGCGCCAUGUCUGCCUUGGCUUUGUAUCUCCGCCGCCAGGCCCAGAAGGGCUCCCCACUCCCAUCACCCCUGAUUUCAUCAACCGUGGGGACUACGAGGUGGACAUUGCUGGCCAGCGCUACCCAGCCAAAGCCAAACUCUACCCCUUCAGCUCCCUCUUCACUCAACAAAAACGCCGCAAGGAGGACAUGGAGUUAAGCAACCUCCAGGGGAAGUGAUGUGGCGUAAUAGAAGGUGCAGUUUUACCCCAGUAUGGGCUCAGUUCACCAAAUCCACUCCUACGCUCCUUACCUGGCAGUGCCAACCUAUUGUCCCUACUCUCACUCCUAACAUGAGGGCUGUAUGCACAAUCACCCCACGUCUCUCCAUGCUGCAUCUCCCUCGUUCCAAGUGCAAUAUUUAAAAGGCACCAAAUGCUUGAGCUGUAUCAAAUACAGUGACAAAAAAAUACGCUUGUCCUCAAAUCCUGCAGUUGUUCUUCAGCCCUGCUUCACACUCAAACAUGGUCGGCAGUUUACCCGGGACAAUCUACAGUUAAGUGCCUUUCUCAAGGCAACAUCAACAAUGUGUGUUGAGGACUCUUUCACUUUGGUCACUUUCACCCAUCCUGAAGGGAUUUAGACCGACAAUCUCCCCAGGCUGUGUUCAGGUCACUAACAUUUCGACGCUGCACAGUCUGGAAGAGUCUGAGAGAAAUGUCAUUGGAUGCUGAUGUGCAAAUGCCUACACAGUCAAUGCAGUUCUUGACUUAAUUGUUAUUUUGCAAACUGUACAUUUGCUGCUGUAAAGAAUAUGAGUGACGUGAUGUGGCCUAAUUCAGAUAAUUUAUACUGUCCACUACUAAAAAUGUCCACUGUCUCCACUUCCAGUCCUGUUGUAAAGGCUUCCCAGGCUCUCCUAAAAAGUAAAGCAAAAUGACUUUCUCCCACUUUAUUUUGUCAUUAUCAUCAAGUUAUUCUGCCGUGUGUUGAGCUUGUGGUCAUGUAUUUACGGUAUAAUAAUAUAAUCCGCCCUGUUAUUUAUGUUUUGAGGUUGUUUUGAAGCACCAUUGCUCUUUUGACUUUUGUUUCAUGUAUGUGUUGUUGAAUGUGUGGCUGAUGUUUGGUGACGCACAGAUGAGGGAAGGCAGUAUCGGAAAGCUGGUGCUGUAUGUUUUUUUUUUUUUUUUGCCUGAUCCAGAGUUCUGACGUUUGUGUAAAGGAAGUACUUCAUUGCGAUUUAAAAUAAAGCAAUGUAUUUUUGUAUAGCUAGUGUGUAUAAAAUCUAUUUUCAGUACCGCACGCUUUUUUUCCAGUCAGUCAGCUUUAAGUCAUAUCAGCUGCAUGAAUCAUUGGUACAUCAGUUGUUUCAUUUAUGCAGUUGUCCUUUGGAUUUUGCAUCAUUUCAAAUGCUUUCCAGAAAUAUUCUGUGCAAGGAAAUGUCUGUCAGCAACAGCUUAGCGUUUUCCUACAUGAGCGUUUGUAUACACCUUAAAGUUAUUCGGUCCUUUUUCCUCCUGCCCCAUUUAGAGGUCAAAAGUCAGGGAGGACUUCAGAUCAGCAGGUCUGGAGCUCGUAGGGAUUCUCUUCUCUUGCUGAGAGUGGCAGCUGAAAGUUGAAUUCAUCCAGCCAGAUCACACAUCAUACAGGGUAGUUGACACAUGAGUGUUAGAUCAGUGUGUGAGUACUGUGUGUUUAUUGAUGUCAAAAGGCACCAAACUGUGUGUUCCCCUGCUGGGAAUGUGAAAGUCUGACUGGCUGAACGGUUGAGUGAAAACCAUCCAUUUGUGCAGUGCAGGUGCCUCUGAGCUCCAAUAAACUCCUUCCUGAUAUGGUCAUAUUCAAAACUGGAUGUGGAAUAUUUUACUCAAUGUCAUUUCCAGCAGAGUGAAGGUGGAGUAAUUGAUUCUUGAGAAAGAUUUAACUAUAUUUAAAGUCAACACCCUAACAAAUAGACCCCUCUCGUCAGUGCUCCCUCAGAAAAAUCCUUUAUUACUGUCACGGCGGGAGGGAGAGUAGCUGUUGUUGGCUUGUGUAGCUUGGUGUGAGACACUGUCAUUUAUAGAGCCAGGGCUGUGUAUGACCAGGGGAUUUUUUAGAGUCCAAAGAACAAACAGCCAGCAAACCAUGAGGAGAGAUUGGCUAUUUGACAAGAAGUGUAUUGGUUUACAAUGGCUGAUGGCAGUGUGCUUAAGGAUUGUAGCACAUACAGAGAGGAAAGGGAACCCACUGUAAUAACUCCAUUGAUUGACAGAUUUAAUAGACAAUUAAACGCUGCACCACUAAAUCUGUCAUUAAUGUGUUAAACUAUUGUUAAACUCUGAUCAGUUGAGUAACAAAAGACUUAUUUAUGUGGUUGGAAAUUUACAGAUUGGUGCUUUAAUGAUUUGGUCAUUUGAAAUUCAAGUUUUUAUUUUCUGUAAAAAUAUAUCAAGAACAAGGUUUUAUCAGCUGCACCGGCACCUCUGAAAUGGGAGAAAAAAUUGUUGCCUCUUUAAGUUUGGAUAUUGCUGAAGACCUGAUGCUUUGUUGACACAGCAGGAAUUUGGAAAGCCAAUCUGUCAUUCUUGUGUUAUUUUGACUUGCCUUUUUGUUAUUGUGCUAACAUCUCAGGCGUUUCCACGGAAGUUCAACUGAUUUAUAAUUUAAGGAGUUUCUGGUUUAUAACGUAUGAAGUUAGAAUGAAUCUAGGAAAAAGAAACCAGCUGCAACAGGGAGUCUUGACGUCACUUUCAAAGGGCUAAUUUCUCUUUCUGUGUGUUAUGAUUGUACAUAUUAAAUGAGGCAUUUUACACAUCAGAGUGCAGUGAAUCAUUCUGAGUGUUUGCAUCAGAGUACAGUCUGCUUUUAUUCAGUCUCAGUGCUGUUUCUGCGGUGCUGUGGUACCAACAUUUCUCUACAUCAGUUGAGUCAGUCUUUUUUUUAACUGUCCAACUACAUUUUUGAGAGUGCGACUGAAGGGAAAUGGCCCAAAGUAUUUGCACUAAACAAGAGCAGCCUGCUGUUUUUUUGUUUUCUGUUUUGUUUCUGUAUGUGCUCACAGACUUUCUGUGGUAUUUAAGAAUUUGAGUUUUCUUGUAUUUCAAAUGUUAAAAAAACACUCAACAGCUGUACCUGUUAAGUCUUUGGAGGUCUGGAGAAGAAGAAAAGUCUGUUGUAAUGAUAACUAAUUGUUUUGUGUUGUCUUUUUUCCAGCGCUAAAACACAGUGGCACUCCACAUAGCUAAUUAAUGAUUUUGUGAAUGUUUGUCUCUCAUUUAAUGUCUCCAUAUUAUCACCUCUUGUACUGGACUUACCUGUAAAUGUGUUUUCAUCUGAGCUUUACAAUGAUGUAUUUAUAUCACGUUAAACUGAUGUUUGGCUGUCUGAUAUACUCCAAGUAAAAUAUAAAGAGAAUUUUGUUGAA
This is a messenger RNA of Plectropomus leopardus (leopard coralgrouper), 5949 nucleotides long. It is a transcript of the gene pdpr, whose product is annotated as pyruvate dehydrogenase phosphatase regulatory subunit. Gene Ontology annotation, molecular function: protein binding. Gene Ontology annotation, cellular component: mitochondrion. The record is from RefSeq and is a predicted model, not a curated record. Lineage: Eukaryota; Metazoa; Chordata; Actinopteri; Perciformes; Serranidae.